Nerophis lumbriciformis (worm pipefish) is the source of this 5583-nucleotide messenger RNA. NCBI's taxonomy places the organism in Eukaryota, Metazoa, Chordata, Actinopteri, Syngnathiformes, Syngnathidae. The record is from RefSeq and is a predicted model, not a curated record.
AUGGCUCCCAUUCGGGAUUCCGUCAGCCAUUCUCCUAAUCAGACAGGCUUGGAACACCCCGGCUUGGACUCGCAGUAUGAGCCCUCUCCCUGGUCUUCUGGCUCUCCGUGCAGUGGUGACAGCAACAGCAACUGGGGAAAGGUCCUAGUGGACAGCAGCACAGACAAAGCCAACAACCCUUCCUCAACUAAUUCUUCUGUCUGGCCCCCUUCGUCUUCUUCAUUUUCUUGUUCGUCGUCUUCUUCCUCUGGCUGCGGGUCAGGGUCAGACCCCGAGUUAGCGCCAGAAUGCAUGGAUGCCGACUGUAGUCCGUCAACUGGCUCGGAGAAUAACUUUGCCGGAAUUGCUGUGACAACUGGGAUGAUGUCGGCAAAUGUUUCUUCCUCUGAGUCUUCUCCAACAUUCACUCCUUCCUCUGCCAUGAUGGUUGGCGUUUCACUGAACGGAGACAGCAACGGCAAUGGUUGUCAGGUUAACGGUGGAGGAGUUGGAACAAUCUGUGGCGCAAAAAAUGGAAAUGGCAACAUUACUGGACACUCUCACUUUUCUGUGUCUGGGUCUGGCAGUAUUGGCAGCAAUAACAUGGGUAACCACAACAAGCUUGUUAAUAACAGCAGUGUUUGGUGCACCCAGUCAGGCAACACCAUGAUGACUUCCAGCGAAAGCACCGCCUGCAUAAAUGGAGGAUCAACUCCAAAUACCAUACCCCCAAAUGCCAACCAUGGUGCCUGGCCACAAAAUUUAACCCCAAGCCCAGUGUCCCUGGGCCAAAGGUCACUACAGCCUCAGGGGAUGAAUUCAAAAUUAGGUAUAGCACCCCAACAGGGCCCCUUGCUUGGGUGGGGUGGCAUGGCAGCUCAAGAUAAAACCAGUAUGAUGGAAGACACUGAGGUAAAUAAUGGUACAUCAAGCAGCAAUGUGUUAGAAAGCAGCAGCAGUGGAAAUGGUGGUCUGCAGCCCGCCAAUCUUAACACUGAAUCAAAUGGACCAAAUAACACUAUGACGAUGAAUACUACUACUACUUCUACUACUACUAUUAACACAACAAUGACCUCUAGUCCACCAAACUCUAUUGCUUCACCUCAAUUGAGCGGGGAAUGUUCCUGGGGCUCAAUUGGAGGAGCAGGGGGUGGUGGUCUGCUGCCCAAUGGAAACCCUUCAUCUGCCCCCCAGCAUCCCCACGGAGAGAUGGGGACUCCCGGAACCUAUGGUACGCCUUGGGACGCAUCUACCUACUCUGGAGAUAAGGGUCCCCCAAAUUCAGACACUGUGAACUCACAAACCCCUGCCUUAAUGCAGGUUGGGAAUUCCCAAAUGUCCUCUACUGCUGCUUUUAAGAGUAAUAAUAACCACCAUAGCACUGGGGGCUCACGCUGGGAUCAGGGGCCUGCCAGUAACCCAAAUCCAAGUCAGAGCAACAACCCCUGGGGUAUCAGUACAAAUCAAAUCCCAGGCCCUACAGGGCAAAUGCCAGGCACUCUGAACCAAACUACAAUGAACCCUCCUUUAGGCGUACCUCGCCCCUGGGGAAGUAGUGCAUCCUCCUCCUCCUCCUCCUCCUCCUCUUCUUCCACGUGCAACAAGAUGUCAAAUGGGGAGUGGACAACAACCCAUGGGAACAACCAUUCAGAUGCUGAAAGUCAUAAAGGAAGUGCUGCUAACAAUGGUUGGAAGAGCCUGGAGGAUGAUGCCAUGGGCAUGGGAGGUGGAGGGCCUGGUAGCGCAAGCCUGCCAGGCGUAUCAGGAGGCUGGAGCCGCUCCGGUGGAAGUGAGGGAAGUGCAGAAAGUUCUGGAGGCCAAUCCAGCUCAGACAGAGAGAAUGUCCUCUCAAAAGGCGGGAACCGGAGAAAAGGGAACAGUCCGGCACCUUUCAUGUCACUGCAGAGUCGAACUGAUGUGGACCCAAGAGUUCUAUCCAACACUGGAUGGGGACAAACACCCAUUCGACAGAACACUGCUUGGGAUGUUAGUUCCACCAACAAGCAGCAACUGGCUCUCAAAGGAGAUGAAAGAAAACGCUCUGGCUGGGGAACAGCAGCACCAACACAGGCAGCUCCUACCCAGACCUCUGGAGGUUGGGGUGACGGUCCAACUUGUGUGGGCCCAGAUACAGGAAACUCUGGUUGGGGUGAACAGAGACCAACCUCUGGGUGGGAUAACAAAGGUUCUUCCAUGGGCUGGGACAAUGAAUCCGGUUACAAAGGGGGAAACGACAUUCGCAAAGAUGACAGAUCCAAUACAUGGACUAAUGUGCCCAAACAGCAGCAGGGCUGGGGUUCUAAUAAUGGCAAUGGAGAUGAAAGCUGGGCUACUGCUGGAGAUAGUUCCAGAACAGUGUCUAACAACCACUGGGGAGAUCCCCACAAAGGUUCUGGAUCAGUAGGUUGGGACAGCGACAGUGACAGAUCAGGUUCUGGAUGCUGGAGUGAGCCAGGGCGAACCAAUACUAGCAGCAGUAACACCUGGGGAGGAAGUGGAGGAUCAAAUACUCCAGACCAGAGUACUCCCAACCCAGGCUCUAACUGGAACGACUCUAAGCCGAACCUUCAAAAUAAAAACCAGGGUUGGGGCGAACCAAUGAAGAGCAACCAGGGUUCCCAGAACUGGGGCGACACCAAUUCUAAGUCUUCCUAUACUUCCAACGAGUGGGGCAAAGGUCCUGAAUCCAGCAUGUCAAGGACCAACAACAAGCCUACAGGCUGGUUGGGAGGUCCAAUGCCUACAAUGGGUCAAAAGAAUGAUGCAGCAACUGGGUGGGAAGAACCUUCUCCAGAAUCUGUUCGUCGACGGAUGGAGAUAGAUGAUGGAACUGCAGCUUGGGGUGAUCCUGUGAAAUACCAUGGUGGAGCUGUCAACAUGUGGAACAGAACUGGCCAGUCAGACCAGGACAACAUGGGCCCAUCUUCUCAACACCAGGCUCACCCAUUACAUAGCUCGACACAUCAUUCUCAGUCCAUGCAGCCUCAUGGACAAGACAAAUGUAGCAGUUCAGGUUGGGGUGAGCCUUAUCCCCAGCAGAAGGAGUCUUCAACAUGGGGUGAACCCACAUCUGCUCCACCUGUGACGGUGGACAAUGGAACAUCUGCCUGGGGGAAACCAGUGGACACUCGCUCUAAUUGGAAUGAAUCCACCAGGGAUAAUAGAGAGCCUGCAUCUGGAUGGGGAGCUCGUCAUAAGUCUGGUCUUGGUUCCAAACCAAUGGAGACAUGGUGUGGUGAUGAGUCUAUGAGUAACAGUUGGGAUCAGGAAGAGGAAGUAGAAAUUGGUAUGUGGACUAACAACCCACAGGACAAUAGGUCACAUGACCAAAACAACUGGUACUACAAGCACAAGGGAUCCUGUAAGAUGAAUAAACCAGUCAACAAACCAGACGAGCCAUGGAUAAAACCUUUCAUGAACCAGUUCAACAACAUGAGCUUUUCUCGAGAUUCCCCUGACGAUUCCAUGAAAACUGGAGCAGGUAUGAUGCAGGACAAGCGCAUGGACACAAUGGACUUCAGUGGCGUAAUGGGGAAGAACCCUGGGUCUCAACACCAGCUCCCCAAAGAGUCCCCUAUGGAUCGCAGCUCUUACUAUGACAAGCUGUCUUUUCCUCACGCUGCUUCCGAUGAGCAUUGCUCCAAUCAAAGCAUGAGCAUUUCCCCUUCCAAUUCCACUCAAAUUAGCCUGUGUCUCGACUCUGGGCCAUCUCCUGCCCACUCUAGUCCCAGAGUUUCUCAGCAGAAUGUAAACCCAAUGUUGGGUGGCAGCGGCUUAACACAGGGCCGCGGUGGACUGCAAUCUCAACUCCCUCAUCCCAACUUCCGUAACCAAGUGCCUCCUCCCAUCAUGCCCUCUCAGGUCCCUCCACCCCUGUUGAAAUACCCAGGUGGUAAUGGAGCCCUGAACCCUCUGUUAGGCCCUCAGCAGGUGGCUGUGCUUAACCAGCUCUCUCAACUCAACCAACUCAACCAGCUCCAGCGUCUUAUCCUCCUCCAGCAGCAGCAGCAGCAACAACAACAGCAGCAACAGAAGGCUCAGAGCCAGAGAGUGAUGCCUGUGGGACGACAACCUGAGCAGACACGUCCUAUUGGUUCAUCUCCAUCAAUGAUGCAGCCACCGCGUCAUCUGGACCCUUCUUUGCUGAAACAGUCCCCGGCCCUCAAGCCAUACCUGGAUAGCUACUUGCCCCACAAUAGCCCCGACGUGCAGAAGGAUCCUUCCCCUCUUGGGUCCUUCAGCAACUUCCCUUUAAGCUUGAACUCAAACCUGAAUGUAUCCCUGGACAUGGGUGUUGGUACUAAUGCUGGCGGAGCUUUAGGCUAUAAAGAACCGUCCCAGUCCAGACUGAAGAAACUGUGGGUUGCUGACCCUCUGGAGCAGAACAGCAAAUCUGGUGCUAUUUCGUCAGGGCUGCGUCUGGAGGAUUCUCCCUUUUAUGACUUCCUGUCCCCUGGCCCAUCUCCUCUGAGCCCUCCCGGCCAAUCAAUGGGCUCAGUAGGUGACGGCUGGCCGUCCCGUGCCAAUUCUCCCCCGCCCCAUGGAAACACUGUCACAUGGCCCCCAGAGUUCCGACCUGGCGAACCUUGGAAAGGCUACCCCAACAUUGACCCUGAGACUGACCCUUAUGUGACCCCCGGUAGUGUCAUUAAUAACCUCUCCAUCAACACCGUCCGUGACACAGACCACCUCAGGGACAGGAACAAUGGGCCAUCUUCAUCACUGAACACCACGAUGCCUUCUAACAGUGCCUGGUCAUCCAUUCGUGCCUCCAGCCACAGCGGUUCCCUCACCAGUACAGCACAAAGCACUUCAGCCAGACCCAGUGAGUCAAAGUGGUCUCCCGGCGUUGGUUCCGUGUCUAACUCUUCUCUGGCCCAUGAGCUGUGGAAGGUCCCCCUGCCUCCCAAGGCGCUGUCGGUGGCGGCCCCUUCCAGACCGCCGCCUGGCCUCACCAGUCAGAAGCCCGGCUCGGCCUCCUCCGGCUGGGAUGGCUCAAUCCUGAGGCUGGGUGGGUGGGGCUCCACUGACUCCACAUAUGCACCUGGUUCCAGUUGGGGUGACAGCAGCAGCUCAGGGAGAACCCAAUGGCUUGUCCUGAAAAACCUCACACCUCAGAUUGACGGCUCUACUCUGAGGACUCUGUGUAUGCAGCAUGGCCCUCUGAUCACAUUCCACCUCAACCUUCCACAUGGUAAUGCUGUGGUUUGCUACAGCUCCAAGGAUGAGGCUGCCAAGGCCCAGAAGAGCCUGCACAUGUGUGUUUUGGGGAACACGACUAUUCUGGCCAAGUUUGCCAGCGAGGAGGAAAUCAACCGUUUCUUUGCACAAGGGCAGUCUUUGGCCACUCCCUCCUCCGCCUGGCAGGCCAUGGGCGCGUCUCAGAGCAGAAUGGAUCAGUCUCACCCUUUCCCCAGCCGGGCCGCCGAGCCCGGCCAAUGGAAUGGCGGUGAUCUCCACGGCUCCUCCCUCUGGGGCGGGCCCAACUAUUCCAGUAGCCUUUGGGGGAGCCCCAGCGGCACGGAGGCAGGACGGAUAGGCAGCCCUUCUCCGAUCAGCUUCCUCCCGGUGGAUCACCUGGCGGGCGCCGGGGACUCCAUUUGA